AUGGCCGCCCAAGACGAAGAAAUAUGGGAGCUUUCCUCAGAGGGCUGCUAUGUAGCCCUAACAAGAGACCACCUCAACGCUCAAACAAUAAUGGACCGAGUCCGUAGCCCAGCCGCCGGCGCAAUAGUUCUCUUCGCAGGAACAACAAGAGACAGCUUCGCCGGCAAGCCCGUCAAAGAACUCACAUACACAGCAUACAACAAACUCGCUCUAAGGACAAUGCUGGCAAUUACACAAGAACUGCGCACCAAGCAUGGACUCAAGGGAAUAGCCAUGAUUCACCGCCUAGGGACGGUUCCUAUUGGCGAAGAGAGCAUAUUGAUUGCCGUGUCAUCGCCACAUCGGCAAGCUGCGUGGAGAGCUGGAGAAGAGGCGCUUGAAGAGUGCAAGUCUAAGGUCGAGGUGUGGAAGAGGGAGGAGUUUGAAGGUGAGGAGGGUGUCUGGAGGGCGAAUAGAGAUGGGGCAAUGGGCGAAAAGGUGAAGUCAUGA
Pochonia chlamydosporia 170 is the source of this 489-nucleotide messenger RNA. Its product is annotated as Molybdopterin biosynthesis MoaE. Gene Ontology annotation, biological process: Mo-molybdopterin cofactor biosynthetic process. The transcript has 2 exons. The coding region runs from base 1 to 489 and encodes 162 amino acids. NCBI's taxonomy places the organism in Eukaryota, Fungi, Ascomycota, Sordariomycetes, Hypocreales, Clavicipitaceae. Gene Ontology annotation, cellular component: cytosol. Gene Ontology annotation, molecular function: molybdopterin synthase activity. The record is from RefSeq and is a predicted model, not a curated record.